AUGGAGACCACUGAGACCAGUCACGACCAUGGAGACCUCGCAGACCAGUCACGACCAUGGAGACCACUGAGACCAGUCACGACCAUGGAGACCACUGAGACCAGUCACGACCAUGGAGACCACACAGACCAGUCACGACCAUGGAGACCACACAGACCAGUCACGACCAUGGAGACCACACAGACCAGUCACGACCAUGGAGACUUCGCAGACCAGUCACGAUCAUGGAGACUUCGCAGACCAGUCACGACCAUGGAGACCACUGAGACCAGUCACGACCAUGGAGACCACACAGACCAGUCACGACCAUGGAGACCACGCAGACCAGUCACGACCAUGGAGACCACUGAGACCAGUCACGAUCAUGGAGACCUCGCAGACCAGUGCAACCUGGAGUCCGCUGGCACAAGUGACAACGUGGAGUCCGCUGGCACAAGUGACAACCUGGAGUCCGCUGGUACAAGUGACAACCUGGAGUCCGCUGGUACAAGUGACAACCUGGAGUCCGCUGGUACAAGUGACAACCUGGAGUCCGCUGGUACAAGUGACAACCUGGAGUCCGCUGGUACAAGUGACAACCUGGAGUCCGCUGGUACAAGUGACAACCUGGAGUCCGCUGGUACAAGUGACAACCUGGAGUCCGCUGGCACAAGUGACAACCUGGAGUCCGCUGGCACAAGUGACAACCUGGAGUCCGCUGGCACAAGUGACAACCUGGAGUCCGCUGGUACAAGUGACAACCUGGAGUCCGCUGGUACAAGUGACAACCUGGAGUCCGCUGGUACAAGUGACAACCUGGAGUCCGCUGGUACAAGCGACAACCUGGAGUCCGCUGGUACAAGUGACAACCUGGAGUCCGCUGGUACAAGUAACAACCUGGAGUCCGCUGGUACAAGUGACAACCUGGAGUCCGCUGGCACAAGUGACAACCUGGAGUCCGCUGGCACAAGUGACAACCUGGAGUCCGCUGGUACAAGUGACAACCUGGAGUCCGCUGGCACAAGUGACAACCUGGAGUCCGCUGGUAGGUGUUCUAUGUCGGGGCUGCACACUUACAAGCGAGUCUCACGUUGGUUGUAUAUUAGCGUUCGGGAGAUAGAUCUCACCAAGUCCCAGAAGGCAAAUACAGACGACGUUUGA
Molecule: messenger RNA, 1140 nt
Organism: Procambarus clarkii (red swamp crayfish)
Lineage: Eukaryota; Metazoa; Arthropoda; Malacostraca; Decapoda; Cambaridae
Source: RefSeq, a predicted model, not a curated record